AUGGCCGACAAAACUAUGCCUAUUUCUGUUCCAUCAGAAAAGCCUCUAAAAGUCAUUAAAUGGAAAGUAAAACAAGGUGCAUUUGUGUCACACGGUCAAAUACUAUUUUUGUACAGUGAUUCUUCGGGGAACAACAGUGAAUUAAAGAAAUUUAAGGCCGUUCGUGCUGGUACUAUUUCAUCCAUCAAGGUGAAAGAAGGAGACAUCGCUGAACCUGGUGGAUGCGUGGCGGACUUGGAAGAAUGCCGACACCCAACUGUAAUGAAAGAGAUGUGCGCAGAAUGCGGUGCAGACCUCCGUAGCGAUGAAGGUGUUAAACACGACGUGGCUAUCGUUCCCAUGGUGCACUCCGUACCUGAACUUAAGGUGUCUGAAGAACUAGCUCAAAAAUUGGGCCGUGAAGAUGCUGAACGCCUCCUGAAAGAUAGAAAGUUAGUCUUACUUGUUGAUCUUGAUCAAACAUUAGUGCAUACUACAAAUGACAACAUACCACCAAACUUAAAGGAUGUCCUUCACUUUUUUCUCCGUGGGCCGGGAAAUACAGGGAGAUGGUGUCAUACAAGAUUGAGACCUAGAACCAAAGUGUUCCUGGAAUCUGCUUCCAAAAACUAUGAGUUACAUGUCUGUACAUUUGGUGCUAGACAAUAUGCACAUGCUAUUGCAGAACUUUUAGAUCCAGAAAAGAAAUACUUUUCCCAUAGAAUACUUUCAAGAGAUGAAUGUUUUGACGCUAGAACAAAAUCGGCAAAUUUAAAGGCAUUGUUCCCGUGCGGCGACAACAUGGUGUGUAUUAUAGACGACCGUGAAGAUGUGUGGCGGCAUGCGUCAAACCUGAUCCAUGUCAGGCCAUACUCAUUUUUCCAAUCUACAGGAGAUAUUAAUGCCCCGCCGGCUUUAGUUGACGAAAAAUCUAAAUUAAUAAGUGGCAAAAAUGGGGCACAGGUAGCACCCAAUCAAGAAAUGCCAAUUUUAGAUCCCGAGCCUGAAAAAACAGAUGCCGAAGUUCAUGCAAAAGAUGUUAUAACCAAUACUGAAAAACCAAGUGAAGGAAAUAAUGGUAAGAUAAUUUCAAAAGGAGGAUUAGAGAACAAAAAGGAUGUAACUUCAGAAAAAACAGAAGGCGAUAAAAGUAAUGAAGAGAUUGCUCCUGAAGGUCAGGAACCACAGUGGGUGGAAACUGCAGAUGGUCAAAUAGAAGUAGAAGAUCCAGAUGAUUAUCUUAUUUAUUUGGAAGAUAUUUUGAAUAGGAUACAUAAACAUUUUUACGAUUUAUAUGAGAAUAUGGGACGUAAACAGAUUCCAGAUUUAAAAGCAGUUAUACCAGAAGUGAAAAGCAAAGUUCUGGCAGGAGUCAGUUUAGUUUUUAGUGGUUUAGUACCAACACAUCAGAGAUUGGAAACUUCAAGAGCCUAUUUAGUAGCUAGAAGCUUGGGUGCUGAAGUGACGCAAGAUUUUACAGAAAAUACAACUCAUUUAGUUGCAGUGCGUUCAGGAACAGCAAAAGUAAAUGCAAGUCGGCGUAUGGGUGAUAAUAAAGUAAACAAACUAUUUGUUGUUACACCAGAGUGGCUUUGGACAUGUGCUGAAAGAUGGGAAAGAGUGGAUGAAAGGUUAUAUCCAUUGCAGAGGGGUAGCCAGAGCAGCUCGCGGCGGCCGCCGGCGCACUGCAGCAGCCCGCCGCCCGCGCCGCCCGCCCCCGCGCCCGCGCCACGUAAACGCACACCAUCCGGCCGCUUCAUGGAUACCAUCAACCCGCUCCUGUCUUUCUCCAGUGACGACAUCGCCGACAUGGAUAGAGAGGUGGAAGACAUUUUUAAUGAGUCUGAUGAAAGCUCAUCAGACGAAGCAUCAAAACCUCAAGAAGAUGACCUUGACGAUGAAGAAAAUCCUCCAGAGGAUAGAUUACUGACUCUAGAAACAGAAGAGAGCUCGCAAGAGAGGUUACAAGAUCCUGAUGGUUCCAGUGACUCAGAAGGAGAUGAUGUCCUAAGACCACGUAAGAGACCAAGAAAAUCACCACCACCAUCAGAUGACGAUGAACCUCCUGAUGAUGAUGAUAGUUCAUGGAACCUUAUGGGAGCUGCACUUGAAAGAGAAUUUUUGGCACAAGACUGA
Messenger RNA from Parnassius mnemosyne (clouded apollo), 2115 nucleotides. NCBI's taxonomy places the organism in Eukaryota, Metazoa, Arthropoda, Insecta, Lepidoptera, Papilionidae. The record is from the annotation of a GenBank genome assembly.